AUGCCGAUGUGCCGGCCGCAAUGCCACGGGCCUCAUCUCGCCCUUCUCCUCUUCGCAGUCUUUGCUCUAUUGGUGACGAGCCGGGAGGGAGGACUUGCUUUCAGUGCACCUGGCAAAGCUCGGAAGUCCCCCAAGCAGGCCACAGCCAGUGUCAUGAGGGAGCGCAGCGGCCUCGGAAUCGGUGAGAGGGUAACAGACGCGAAAUCUUGGCGUGCUGUUUCGCAAGAGGAGAGCGUACUGGCAGGCAAGCUCAAGGCUGCUGGCCUAAAAGGCCGUUGGAAGCAAGUUUGGCGACUUUACCAGGACUAUAAAGGCAUCGCCGUGCCAGUCCACGGUGCUGCUAUGCAGGCUGCGUACCGCUGCAGACGUUACUCGGAAGCAGCAGAGAUGUACACAAAGUUGCGCACUGUGAACGAUGCUGAAAUCAACCAAGUCAUUCUUGUCCAUGGCAUGAAGAUCUUCGGGAAAUUGCAUGAUGCAGACAGCGUCGAGGCGAUUUGGCAGGAGGUUCUUUCAAAAGGAUGGAUGGACAAAUUUCCGGCGACUGCACGGAUAGAUGCUGCGUCUGAAAUGGGCGACAUCGGGGCGGCUGCAUCAGUGCUUGAAUAUCUGCAGAAUGCAAGCUUGCCGGUCGAUGUCAUGCAGUUCUCGUCUGCAAUCAAUGCAUGCAAAAACUCCGGCGAGAACAACAGUUACACGGAAGCCAAUGUCCUGCUGAACAAGAUGAUUGAAGAAAACUUGCAGCCCAACAUCGUGACCUUUACUAGCUUCGCCGGAGCUCAUCGUCGGGCUCCUCUGCCAGAGACCAAACAGGUGCUAUCCACACUGGCUGAGCAAAAGGUGAUUCCCAAUAGCCUGUUUGUGGAGACCUUCUUGGGGGCUAUAUUCCAAGGUCGCCUCCGAGAUGCUUGGAGCGUAUCGGACGUGGCGGAGCGCAUACAGGGCACAAGCCCCGACCGAGUGCAGUUUGCACUUGACUUUCUGGAUGAUGUAGAAGCCCAAGGAGUUGAUUUCAGUCAAUUAACUUCCUUGACGCAUAAAUGCCUUCGGCGACGUGCUUGA
Molecule: messenger RNA, 1062 nt
Organism: Symbiodinium sp. CCMP2592
Lineage: Eukaryota; Dinophyceae; Suessiales; Symbiodiniaceae
Source: the annotation of a GenBank genome assembly